Venturia canescens is the source of this 1601-nucleotide messenger RNA. It is a transcript of the gene Jhbp2, whose product is annotated as Juvenile hormone binding protein 2. The transcript is spliced from 4 exons. The record is from RefSeq and is a predicted model, not a curated record. The coding region runs from base 224 to 988 and encodes 254 amino acids. Lineage: Eukaryota; Metazoa; Arthropoda; Insecta; Hymenoptera; Ichneumonidae.
ACAACCGGUCACUCGAGGCGAAGAGGACGUUCGGGCGGUGUUCGGGCCAAGCUAACUGUCCGUCUUGGUCACAUUUUCGGAGUGGAGCGCGACAGAAAAUAACUUCAAGACGAGCGAGUCGAUGAAUCUUUUUGGAGUAACGCUUUAUUUCGAAUUCGAUAAAUUGUUCAUUUCUUCGUGUGCAUUUAUUCGAUACGUUUGGAAAAUUUAAUCCGAUAACAAGAUGAAAAGCUUCGUGGUUUCGUGUCUCGUGUGCUCGUUCAUCAUCGCCUCGAGAGUCGAAGCGAUCGGAAAAUAUAAAGGUCUGGAAUUCAUCGAACCUUGCUCGAGAAACGAUCCAAAAGUUGAAGCCUGCCUAACCAGAUCCGCCAAUGCGCUCGUCGAACACUUCCGAAACGGCCUGCCACAGUUGGGUUACCCGGAAGUCGAACCCAUCAUUUUGGACGAAGUGCAAAUAUCGCUGGGCGGUGGUGCCAAUGGUUACAGAGCCCAGUUCAAAGAUGUCGGUGCCAAGGGGGUUUCCAAUCUCAAUAUUACGGGCUUGAGAACAAGAAUAACCGACGACGAAGUCCAACUGCAGCUCGCUCUCAGCAUCCCGAAAAUUUAUGCAGCUGCCAAAUACCGUUCCAGUGGAGUUUUGAUGCUGGUUCAGGCCGGUGGAGCUGGCGACUACUGGGGGGAAUAUGAGGGUGUGAACGCCAAAGUAUACAUCAGAGCGAAGCCGUUCAACUACGAGGGUCGGGAGUACCUGAGUUUGCAGCAACUGAAAAUGGACUUUAGUGUUAAGAAUAUAAACAUGGGCGUGAAAAACGUUCGCGACGGGAAUACGAUACUUCAAGCCGCUUUGAAUCUUUUCAUCAACACGAACAGCCAAGAACUGCUAAAGGAGAUGAAACCAGAUCUGAGAAGAAAGCUCGUUCAGCUGAUGACGUCUUUCGUGGAGAAACUCUUCGCUCAGGUCCCCUACGACGCAUGGAUCUCUGACUAAAUGAGCAGCGAAUGGGCGACCGCGCAGUACUGAAUCACGCUGAAAUAAUUAGCGUUUCUCGACUAUACUUUUAUAAAUGUGAACGGUGACGAAGCACCGUGAAGCGAGAAUGACUGAUAAGAUUAUUUAAUGCGUUAGCUAUAGAACUCGUCAAAAAACUCGCGAAGAGCAACACGAGUUCAGGCUCCAAUAAUUGUCUUUGCGAAUCACCGUUUUUAAGAUUUUUUUCUAAAUUCAAAGGCCUCGGUUCCUGGUGUCCCGACAGUGGAAACGAAACAUAUUCAGAGUAUUCUUGAGCAAGUCUCGGACAAAUACGUCAGGUGCAGUUUUCAUGAAAUCUCGAAAGACUUUUAAGAACGCUGCUCAGAUUAUUGCUUUUCUUUCUCUCAUUUUCCACCUCGACAUUUGCUCACCACGGAGCCAUUCGAUCUUCGUGUAUUUCGUGAAGUAUACCUCGGAAAAUUUUAUAGGAAAAAUUGAGUUUUAGUCACUUGCGUUGAUUGACUGAUGAGAGCAUGGCAACGAUCGAAGAAUGUAACGUGUCUCCAUGAAAUUAACUUAUUGGAACGUCUUUGCGUGAAAAUAAAGUAUUUUCAAGUGCUUUCAAGGCUGA